AUGGAUGUGUACGCACAAAUCACCUUCCGAGAGAGACAAUAUACUAACUUCAUUUCCAGCGGCCAUGGAGGCCUGCGCAGGCAAGCGUUCUGCAAGCUCGCUACUUUGUCUGCCCAACGAUCCGCAACAAAGGAGUCAGAUUUCCGUCGAUUGACCUCCUCGAUAGCUCAGCCUUCCAACCAGGGCAAUGGCUACCUCGAUGGCGUCAAGCGAGCCAUUGCGCCGGCCUCCGCGAGUAGCAUGGCUCCCUAUGAACUCGACGCUCUGCUCGCUCUCUGCGCAAGCGCUCCCGACCUGCACGAUUUGUCCCACGCCGACCGCCUUGUCAAGCACUUGACAGCCUAUCUUCCGAGAGCUUAUUGCCAGCACUUUUCGUCUUCACCUUUCCUCCAUGAGAUUCAGCCAGCGCCAUGGGCAGCUCUCACUUACGAGCUCACUAAAGCUCUUCUCUUGCUGGGCAUACGGUUUCCUCCCCUCAAACGCACCGUGGCCGAAACCGUCAAAUCCUACCUCCACAACUGGUCCCGAUCGGCAGCGUCGCUCGCUUCUGUGGGCAUCGGAGAAGAAGAACAGGAUAAUAUCUAUGAUGCCCAAGAAGUCGCCGCAGUUACAAUAUCGUUGGUCGGCUUCCUGGAUGCUGCGGCGAGCUACGAGGACUUUUGGUCUUCCGAUGAACGAGUCGAGCUCAUCCGGGUUUUGAAAGAGUCUUUGUCUGAACAAUUUCUGAUAGCCGUCGAAACUGCCUCUUCCGCAAUACGUACAUCGACAUCACAUGAACUGAUGGCUAGAGACUGGAGGAAGUACUUGAAACGUUUUGCUGCCCAAGGCGUUCCAGUCGGAGCAAUGAUGCUGCAGAAAGGCUUCAUGAAACUUGUCCUUGCGAGCACCGCGAGAAUGCUUACUGAUGAGCGUACCGUGCGUUCUGGAGACAUCCUUGAUCAAUACAUAGCCGACACCACGCACUUCAAUCGAGUCAGAGAUGAGUUGGUAACCGCUGAUAUGAUCGAGUAUCUGGUGGACGUCACGACCGAACAAAUUCGUGUCCUAGAAGACGGCUCGGAUUACCUACAACUAAGUUCAGCAUGGCAGCAGCGUCUGGCCUUUACUGUCAAAGCAUUUUCUUUGGAGGCUUUUCUUCACUGCAUGGUGUUAGACGACGAUUUGGCGGACCCCGAGGACCUGUUUUCGUGGCUGGAGGAUUCGAUUGCAAACCACGUACAAAUGGCGGACACAGAACUGGCGGACAUCGCUCUGAAAAGUGUGGCGGUAGUCGCCAAAUUCAUGCCGGAAGAAGCGUCCAACUUUGCGCGUGUUCUCCUGCGUUUCAUUGUGCGAGGGACGUCUAGCCCAGCGGCUGUUGCGAUCGCCGCGAAGAGCUUGUCACACAUUUUGAAAAUGUUGUCGCAAGAUGCCGUUAUCACCACAAUCUACUCGCUUGGGAACGUUCUAAGUUCACAAGCAGCUGCCGAGAAGGCACAUCAUCCUCUGACGCUAGGGGAGGUCAAUGGACACCAUGGUUCUAUAUCAUCAGCCUCCAAGCUGAGAACCGGAAGCGUGAUCUCACUUUCGCUGAGUGGUGAUGAAGAAACAUCUCUGGUUUGCAGCAACGUGGCCCAUGCCAUAGUUGUGAUAGCCACGGAAAGCAAGGACAGCAAGAUAAUAGCUUUGGUGCAGAUGAUGAUGGUACAAAAGGUUGGGAGAGUCAGCCUCGUCGUCGAUGCUCGUGUUGUCGAAGAAGCAGCGAAACUUGCCAUUUCCGGCAGAGAGAACGAGUUCAGAGCGUUGUUGAGACUUUACUCACGCUUACAUCAUGAGACUCUUCUUCAGGAAAAUCCCAUCAUCUUCAAUGCGGUCCGAAACGCCGAGGAAUAUCUUGCCCUGAACAUGGAUAACCGCUCACCCCUCUUCAAGAUCUUUGCGAUGCACCUUUUGGAGCGAAUUUUGAGCAAAGGAGAUGUCGUUGAAGGAGAGUUCAAGCAAUCCGCAGAGGUUGAACAGGCCGCUAAGGAGAUUGCGCCUCUUCUUAGGCCGCUAUCUAUCCUGGCUGCGCGAAGAUCUGCUCCCAACCAGGAAGCCACCGUUACGGAAGACCCUGAGAUUGUUGCUAUGGUCCGUGAAGUGUGGUAUAAUAUCGCCGUUCAUGGGAUCACACUUCAGUCAAGGAUUGGCCAACAAUAUUAUCACGAACUUCGCCUAUUGGCAAUGAACUCCAUGCCACUUGUCGACGACGAUCGUGCCGAGCUCCUCGAAUCGGACGUUGAACUCAACACCGUACUUCGCAGGGGUAUGAGUCAACAACAUACUCAAGAUCAGAAGAAGAACCUCAUUGCGGUCAUUCCAGAAAGUGAAUCGGAAGUGCGACAGCUAAGCUACCAGAAAGUGGUGUUUCUCAACGCCGUGUUUCUGGUCGAGAGUCUACGCGCUACUUCCGGCAACUGUGCUGAAAUUCUCGAUUACUUCACAGACCCAACUACGCUGAACAGCCAUACGGGCCACUGUCUAAGCUCGAUCGCGACCGAGAUCGUGAAGCGAUAUACUCAGAAAGUGAUUAUCUCAAGCGAAGUCGAGUUCAGCGCGCCAUAUGUGUCACGACAGCUAGCUAGGAUUUUGAGUGGCUGUUGUCAUCGAAGCUAUAAAAUCCAGGACGUGGCGAGAUUCAUGGCAAAUUAUAUCAUAUCAUUUGCGCCUUCAUCUCUUUGUCAGAAGACGGCUUUGUUUGCUCUGUUGGAACUGUUGUCCCUAAUGUGGUCCGCUUGUCUUGACGCUGAUGUUGACGAGUACGAAUGGCGACCCUUCCUUACCUCGACUAGGGGCAAGGUUACCAUCGAACUCUCAGACGAUUAUGCUUUCCGGAAGCGCACGUUGAACACGCUCUACAACGAUGCAAAGAAAUGGGUGACCAUGGUCAUGGGCGUGGCACCUCUGGAUGUCAAAGGCCUCCUUCAGACAUAUCUUUCCGAAUUCGACGAUACUGGUGCUUAUGGUCAUGUAUCUUUGGGAAGGUCGUUUGCCCUCGAAGUGGGCUCGAUGAUACCUCCAAUGGACCACAGACUCAAUGCACUUGAUAGAAAAGCUGACUCGAUCAACAUCAAUAUGGGCUCGGAUUUCAUGGCUCAGUAUACUACAAGACAGGAGUAUCGAUUUACCGGCAUUCCACAUUACCAAACAGGCCAUCUUCAUGUUGACGACUCCACGGGGCGUCGGUCCUCGAUAGGGCGUCCAUCAACUGACACUACCCAUGUACUACUUGACACACUCCUGGACCUUCACAGACGUGUUGAGCAAAAGCAUCAUGCUCAGGCUUCUGAGGUCAAGGACGUCCUUCGUCGUGCAGCCGCGCUGUUAUGCCAGAGCAAGAAAUCACAGACGGCAAUUGUGCAUCAUCUAGUCAACAUACCGUUUGGUAUUUUCACCAAGGAAUCAAUCAAGCUGGGCAUCUCGCUCUGGCUUGGUGUCAUUCAUGAGAAUCCGAGAAUGGAGCCCCGGAUAUUGACCGAGGCCGCCCAUGCUUGGGAAAGUACAAUCGAUCGAAAAGCGGGCAUUUUCAGUCCCAAGUUUCACCACCUAGAUCCAUUCUACGUCAAGGAAGAGUUCGCGCCAACCGACAAGGUCGCCAUUCAAAAGCAAGCAUUGACUGUUCACAACAUCAUCUCCCCUCACUUCAGACUGUUACAGUUCUUCCAGAGCCACUUUAAUUCCAUCAGAUUGGGGAGUAUCAACACUCAACGAACAUUCAUUCGAAUGCUUGACCGCACUCUUCACGGCUUCCUUCGGAUCAACAGCCACCCACUUCUCCGUGAAAUACAAUUCUCUCUUGUCCAUUUCGCUCUGCGUGUCCUGAAAUUCAGCACUUGCAUCAGCAAAUUGUUUCAAUGGAAGUUGAAGGAUCUCAUCCUUUCCACUGGUCUGCAUUGGUUCGCAACUCCUCCUGCCUGGUCUUUUGGUGGCAACCGCGUCCAAUUGAACGCGGAAGUCCAACUCAUGCAAGAUGUGCUGGUCAUGUUGCAAGCCAGCAAUCAGCCCAUUCUCCCAGCCUCCGCCACGAGGAAAGACCCACAACAGAAGCACGACCUUCUGGAAGCCCUCUUAAACAACGAAAUCAGUCGACUCAACGUUUGGUUGUCACCGCGUACUCACGCAGGUCAUCAAGCCUAUUCUAAUGAGAAAAUUGUGGCAUAUUUCCGGACUGCCUGGCUUGAAAAUCCAUCUCUGGCAAUUCAGAUGCUAACCAGAUUUCACAACGAGCAACUUUGUCGCGAUGUACGAUUCUUACUUGUCAAUUUCCCCGCAAAAGCACUGAACGAGCCAGAUGCGAUUGACCUGUUGCUCGAAGAGAAGUUGCCUUCUGAUGUCUCCUUUCAACUGAAAUACUUGCUCUAUUGGUCACCCGUUAAUCCAAUGCAAGCGGUGACUUACUUUCUGCCCGCAUUCGGAAACCAUCCAUUUGUUCUUCAGUAUGCCAUGAGAGCACUCGAAAGCCAUUCUGUCGAUGUGACCUUCUUCUAUGUCCCGCAGAUUGUACAGGCUCUGCGUUACGACACUCUAGGUUAUGUUGAGCGAUACAUUAUCGAAACUGGAAAGUUUUCGCAACUGUUUGCCCAUCAGAUCAUCUGGAACAUCAAGGCCAAUGCAUACAAAGACGAAGACUCUCAAGAACCCGACCCUAUGAAACCGCUCCUGGACAAGGUCAUGAACAGUCUGAUCUCGAGUUUUUCUGGCCCCGACAGAGAUUUCUACGAGCGAGAAUUUUCCUUUUUCGGUGAGGUGACGGAUGUUUCGGGCAAGUUGAAACCCUUCAUCAAGAAGAGCAAGCCGGAAAAGAAGGCCAAGAUUGAGGAAGAACUUCGCAAGAUCAAAGUGGAAGUGGGUGUCUACCUCCCUAGUAAUCCUGAUGGAGUAGUGGUCGGUAUCGACCGCAAAUCUGGAAAGCCGCUACAGUCACAUGCAAAGGCACCCUACAUGGCCACUUUCAGGAUCCGGAAAACGAGGGAUUCCAACGAGGAGGACGAUGAGGUAACCCCAAACCCGGAGACCGCUAUGAGAACGUCGAAUAUACCACGAAAGGGUCAUAGUCGGCAGAGCACCAGCGACGUUUCCGACAUUGCACUCGACGAUGGAGACAGGCGAACAUACGAAGUGUGGCAGAGCGCCAUCUUCAAAGUGGGAGACGACUGUCGUCAGGAUGUGCUUGCACUACAGAUGAUCGCAGCGUUCCGCGGCAUUUUCAACUCGGUCGGGCUCGACGUAUAUGUGUUUCCCUAUCGAGUUACCGCAACAGCACCCGGCUGCGGAGUGAUCGAUGUGUUGCCCAACUCCAUCAGUCGCGACAUGCUGGGUCGUGAAGCGGUGAAUGGUCUGCAUGAUUACUUUGUGACCAAGUACGGAGGCGAGCAUUCGAUCCGGUAUCAAGAGGCUAGAAGUGAAUUCGUCAAGAGCAUGGCCGCCUACUCCGUCAUUUCUUACCUCUUGCAGUUCAAGGACCGGCACAACGGCAACAUCAUGAUCGAUGACAAGGGGCAUAUCCUGCACAUUGACUUUGGGUUCUGCUUUGAUAUUGCACCCGGUGGUGUCAAGUUUGAGAGGGCGCCGUUCAAGCUCACUCCCGAAAUGAUCGCCGUGAUGGGCGGUGACGAUCCCAACACCUCACAAAGUUAUCGGUGGUUCGAGGAGCUUACGAUCAAGGCCUUUUUGUGUUCCAGGCCUUAUUGCGACAAGUUGAGUCACCUUGUGAGUUUGAUGCUGGAUUCCGGGUUGCCGUGCUUCAAGCCCGAGACGAUGCACAAUUUCAAGAACCGGUUUGUGCUGGAUAAGACGGAGAGGGAGGCGGCGGAGUUUAUGCUGGGAUGUAUCAAGAAGAGUGCCGGGAAUGUCUCGACGAAGGUUUAUGAUGAGUUUCAGUUGAUCACGAAUGGGAUUCCUUAUUAG
Exophiala viscosa is the source of this 5925-nucleotide messenger RNA. RefSeq names its product phosphatidylinositol 4-kinase. The transcript has a single exon. Gene Ontology annotation, cellular component: cytoplasm; plasma membrane. The record is from RefSeq and is a predicted model, not a curated record. NCBI's taxonomy places the organism in Eukaryota, Fungi, Ascomycota, Eurotiomycetes, Chaetothyriales, Herpotrichiellaceae. Bases 1 to 5925 code for a protein of 1974 amino acids. Gene Ontology annotation, biological process: phosphatidylinositol phosphate biosynthetic process; phosphatidylinositol-mediated signaling. Gene Ontology annotation, molecular function: 1-phosphatidylinositol 4-kinase activity.